GGCGACCUCUUUCACCAUCGCAAAGUAGGUAUGGAAGACGACAAGAAGAAGAAGAGAAACAAGAAAAAGAAGAAUAAGCAGAAUAAUAAACGUGUUGACGAUGCUAUAGCUUCCGGUGCAACGACCUCCGCUGAUGAAAAUCAUAUCGGAGAUGGUGACGUUCCUCAAAUUAGCGGAGGUCCAGAUGUCGAUGAGUCGCAAUCAUCUCAUCAGAUCAAUGUCGUCGCAACUAGAGUUCAUUUGGUUUGUGUAGAGAUGGUUGACAAAAAUUAUGGGAUAGUGUAUGAGCCGUCGUUGUCUGAUACUCUUAAUUCUUCUUGUUUCAAGCAGGAAGAUGAUUCUGGUGUUGAGAACAAGUCUCAGGCUAUGUUGCACGGGGACGGGGAUUUUCAGCCGUCUCACGUCCCAGUUUCGUUUCGGGGACGGGCGCUGCUGGAAGAAACAAUCAAACAGUUACGUGAGGAAAAUGGUUCCUACCUUCAGAAAGAGGCUGGUUUUGAAGAAAAUGUUAGACGCUUGGAAACCGAGAAAGAAGCUCACAUUCAGAAAGAGGCAUUGUUAGAAGAAAGGCUUGUGCAUUUGAAAACAGAGAAUGAAGCUCACAUACAAAAUGAGGCACUGUUAGAAGAAAAGCUCUUGCAUUUGAGAACAGAGAAUGAAGCUCACACACAAAAUGAGGCAUUGUUAGAAGAAAAGCUCUUGCAUUUGAGAACAGAGAAUGAAGCUCACAUACAAAAUGAGGCACGGUUGGAAGAAAUGCUCUUACAUUUGAGAACUGAAAAUGAAGCUCACAAACAAAACGAAGAAAAGUUGGAGGAAAGACUUGUGCAGUAUAAAAACAAGAACGACAUGCUUCUUCGCGAAAUGUCUAGUACAGAAGCCCAGAUGAGACAAUUGCUAGAUGAAAGAUCUACCUUCACUCAGAAAGAGGCGAGUCUAGAAAAGAAAGUUCAACAACUUCAACAUGAUGAAGAAUCCUUGGUGGCUGAGGAGAAGUCAUCCAGAGAAAUGAUAUCUAGCCUGAACAAUGAAAUUGCAAGGCUACGAGCACAGGUUACGGAGUUGGAAGAAUCUAAGAGUAAUCUUCUAGAGCAGAAUCACAGUCUUAAGGAAACUGUAUCCAGUCUUCAAGUCCAGCAUGAAAACCAUGAUAGUAACGCAAAGGGUGCUUCUGAGGAAGAAUUAAACUCUCAGAUUGAAGCAGCUUGUACUCUAGUUGAAAAGCUUAUCACUGAAAAUGCUGAACUUGUUGAAAAGGUGAACGAGUUGUGUAUAAAGCUAAACCAAUCGCAGCAUGCUUCCCCUGAGGGCCUAGCAAUUGAAGUAGAGAAGUCUGAAUCCUUAGAAGAAAUACCCAUACACGACGAGUUGAUUAGAAUUGAUAACUCUAGGGACAUGGAUACUUCAUCAAUAAAGAGAAACUUUUCAGAAGGCGAAAUAGAAGAAACGGUGCCGCUCUCUCUGAACGCGAAUGGGGAAGUAGACGUGGAAUCACAGGUUGUAGUAGCUGGAGAAGACGAAGUAAGUGCUGGUGUGCCUCUGGCGGACGCUCCACUUAUCGGUGCUCCCUUCAGGCUCGUCUCGUUUGUAGCAAGAUACGUGAGUGGUGCAGAUUUGGCGGCAAAGAAAUAGUUUUUUGGUAAAACUCAUCAAUACAUUGGAGGCAGAGAA
This is a messenger RNA of Arabidopsis arenosa, 1671 nucleotides long. The record is from the annotation of a GenBank genome assembly. Lineage: Eukaryota; Viridiplantae; Streptophyta; Magnoliopsida; Brassicales; Brassicaceae.